AUGUCGUCAGAAGAGGCAGUACUUGCAGAGUUGAAGAAUAUCUAUAACCCGGAUAAUCUUAAAAAGAAUGCGUUUUUUCGCGAGUUAAUGGAACAAGAUCCCGAAAGAUGGAUUAGCUUGAAAAAAAUCUCGGUGAUCAAGGCAAUGAAGCCCCUGGUCAACGGCGACAUUAACUUGUUGAUCCGUGCUGCCGAAAGCUCUGACGGCGAAUUUGAAAUCAACGAGCAAAAGACCAAGCUCCGUAAUAGCACCAUGCCCGAGGAAGAAGAAAAGGCUUCGGCAGAAGAACAAGUUGAAAAGUUCGAAGACCAUUUAAUGACGGUGAACAAAAAGUCUAUUUACGCAAAAGGAUUUUCAGAAGACAGUGAGCCGAGCCGAAAAGAUUUGGGUGCCUUGUUUGCACCUUUUGGGCGCGUCAUGCAUAUCAAAUAUCGCCGCGACGAUGAGAAGAAGUUCAAGGGAAGUGUUUUUGUUGAAUUUGAAAACACCGAUAUUGCGCAGUCGGUGGUUGCCAAGGGUAUCGAGAGCGAAUAUGUCGAAAUGAAGUCCAAGGAAAAAUACGCGGAUCAGUCAUUUAAACAUGAUAACGCACACAAUGGUUUAGCCUUUGUAGAGUACGAAGGAGCGGGCGAUAUGCGCGUUGAAGCGAUUAAAGAUCUUCUCAGCCCACUUGGUGUCACGGUGGUCCACGUGUAUCAAAAGAAGGGGCAUGGCAAAGGCGUGGUACAGUUGGAAGGCCUCUGGGUCGAAGAGUUCUUGGCAAAGUUGGACGAUAAUAAGCUAGGCGAAUUGACAUUUGAAGCAGCGGAUGAUGAAGGACGUAAUGCAUGCCGUGAUGAUAAGCAACAAUUGAUCAAGAGACUUAAAGCAAGAAGUGGUGGUAGAGGCGGCCGAAGUAAAUUUAAUAACAACCAUCGUCGAAAGAAACAAAAGACCGACUAA
This is a messenger RNA of Zychaea mexicana, 942 nucleotides long. RefSeq lists its product as uncharacterized. Gene Ontology annotation, biological process: RNA processing. Gene Ontology annotation, cellular component: ribonucleoprotein complex; nucleus. The record is from RefSeq and is a predicted model, not a curated record. NCBI's taxonomy places the organism in Eukaryota, Fungi, Mucoromycota, Mucoromycetes, Mucorales, Lichtheimiaceae. The transcript has 5 exons. Gene Ontology annotation, molecular function: RNA binding. Bases 1 to 942 code for a protein of 313 amino acids.